GACGAGAAACAAAAUGUCAGCGCCCUUGUGCUUUUUUCGGGUUAGGUGUUGUUUACGAAUGUUUUGUCUUUCUCCUAAAUUAUCCAAUACCCGCCUGCAAGUGCAUCAGCGGUUCAUGAUGACAGAUGACAGAGAAAGUUUAGAACAUUUACAUAGGACACACGCAUCCUCAAUAGCGUUUCGUCAAACGCCCGGGAAAGACCCGGGCGUUGUGUUUUUGCCGGGUUACAUGAGCAACAUGACCGGCGGGAAAGCCGUGGCUCUGGAGGCCUACUGCAGGCGGCGCGGACAUGCCUUUGUUAGGUUUGACUACCAGGGGUUAGGCGAGUCCAUAGGGGAGAUGAGGAAAGGAGAAAAGUUGUUUGACAUUUGGAAGUCAGAUGCUCUAGCAGUCCUUGAUGAACUCACUGUUGGUCCUCAGAUUCUUGUUGGAUCCAGUAUGGGCGGGGCAAUCAUGCUGCUGUUAGCACUAGAGAGACCGGAGCGCAUCCAUUCUCUUCUCGGGGUAGCUACCGCUGUACAGUUUGACAGGCCGUUGUCUUACACUGAACAGAAGAGGGGGCAUGUACACGAGGCUCGAGGCUCAGCACCCGGUGACUCAACGCACACCACGCCACAUAACUUCGUAGACAAGCACUACACAAGAUGUCUCAGUCAGAACCCCAUGCCCGUCAAACAGCCGAUACGAUUGAUCCACGGGAUGAAAGACGACACCGUGCCGUUUCGAACGUCCGUUGACCUCGCCGAGCGCCUGGAGAGCAAGAACGUGGAGGUGAUCCUGCGCAAAGAGGGCGGUCAUCGCAUGUCGGAGCCGGAGGACAUACGCCUCUUGCUGGACUGUCUCGAAGAACUCUUGAAAAUACGAUAGGGACUUCCCUCUAGCAAGCAAGCAAGCUAUGAGCCAUAAUACAGUUGAACCUGCCUAUAGCGACCGCCCAAGGGAAACAAAAAAUGUGGUCUUUGUAAGUUUGUAGGCAGGUUGUCACUAAAGCAGGUUUGACUGCAAUAGGGCCAUUCUUGCUUGUGAGGGUUAAGUAGAGUGCUUGGUUCAGUGUUGGAGUUGGGCAUUCGGUUGAGGCAGAAAAAUUACCUAGAAGCGAUUGUUGUAAGUGUGUCUUACAACCAACGGAAGGGAUGGAUGUGCAUGCGAAGUUCACAAAUUGGACUAGUCGAUCAUUUCUUACAUUUCAAGGGUUCAGUGACACAAAGACGUAACUCCAUAUUUUGCCAAAAUGAUUAUUUGAUAUCAAAAUGUUCAGAAAAAUGUGGGCUUUCCAGGAAACA
Molecule: messenger RNA, 1284 nt
Organism: Strongylocentrotus purpuratus (purple sea urchin)
Lineage: Eukaryota; Metazoa; Echinodermata; Echinoidea; Camarodonta; Strongylocentrotidae
Gene: abhd10
Product: mycophenolic acid acyl-glucuronide esterase, mitochondrial-like
Exons: 4
Coding region: 14-868 (284 amino acids)
Biological process (GO): protein depalmitoylation
Cellular component (GO): mitochondrion
Molecular function (GO): palmitoyl-(protein) hydrolase activity; hydrolase activity, hydrolyzing O-glycosyl compounds
Source: RefSeq, a predicted model, not a curated record